AUGAAACCAUCAUUAAUUGAAUGGGCACCGCAUUGUGGUUGGCUUUGUGUGGUGACUCCAGAUGAAACAAAAGGAGAAGCUAACAUUGCUUUCUCGGAUCCAUCGGGAACUAUAAAAGAGAAAGGCCCAUCUAAAACUGGAACAGUGGUCUGUGUGAAAUGGCAUCCGAAGAAGCAGUUUGUAGUGGUUGGAUGGAAAGAUGGAGGAGUUUGCUUUGUCCCAAAAGGAGGUGUUAUAUCUCACACUGUAAUGGAAACGUACCCUCAUCCUAAUCAAGGUGUGGAUUGGAGUCAUGACGGAACCAUUUUGAUGACUUUACAUAAUCCGUCUUCUGUUCAUUUGUACAGCUAUUUGAAUAUAGGAGAGGAUAUAUCAACAUCCAAUCUCAUGCAAAUCGAAUUGGGUGAUCAAGUUAUGUUAUGGUGUAAGCGGCUGAGUUAUGAAAAACACAGAUCAACCAGAAUAUCAGGAGACGACGACAGCGGGGUAGAUGAACCAUCUUUCGGAUCGAAAGACUCUCUAUUGGAUAGGAGAGCAGACAGAAGUUUGGUGCCAACUGGUACCGAAUUCUUGUUUGCAAGUAAAACAGGGCAUAUUUAUGGAGUUGAUACUGAAAGACAAAGAAAUGUUCACAAGUUGGAUUCGGAAGUUAUCUACCUAGCUUACUGUGAAAUGAUUUCUACCAUUAUUGCUUUCACAAGAGACUGUUUUAUAUUCCAUUUAACAAAAGGGUCAGUAGAUGGAAAAUGUGCAGAAAAAGUAAAAGUCAAGUUAGGAGGAACGGCGGACAAGUACUAUAUGGAGCUAAACGAUGGGCUUCUUGUGAUGUGUUACGGAGAAAAAGAAAUUCGAGUUUGGGAUCUAAUCAGAGAAGACAAUGGUACAAUUGCAUUAGAUGUGAGCAAAGGAUUUCAACCAGACGAGACAAUAAAUGUGGUCACAGUGAAUGGGAAACGAGGUGUGAUAACAGCGGCUACCAACCUCGACAACAUCGCCGAGUGGAAAAGAAAACGAGCAGAUACUAAUAUUGAGACCGCAUGGAAACUGAGCCCCAGCACGCAUGUCGAUAGCCCGGUAUCAAUAAUCCGUUGGAGUCCGAUUAUCAGCACAUCCGCUUUAAUAACAGAAGAAGGUCUUAUUCUCCUUGGAGAAAACUCAAUUACGGUCAAAAUGCGGGGAAAGAUGGCAGCCAUCCAGACCAGUUCGAAUAGUUUCACACUUUUGCAUGCGACAAGUGGAGUCUCUCAAGAAUUGAAGUUGUCCAUUCCAUCGGCAAAAGGAAUUUGUCUCGGAGAAAAACAGCUUGUCGUUUGGAAUGAUGAUACGGUGGUCACAUACGAUGUACAAACGUCCCUGGCAACAAUCCAAUGCACAUCGUUCGCAUGUGUUACCACUUCAGUGGCUAUUGUUAAUCAGAAUCUGUAUUGCAUUGAGAAAGACAAAAUAUUUGCAAGAACGCUCCAAGGAACGCUUCGCCAAGAAAUAUCGCUACCGGAAAUUGAAGGAGACCCAGAAAUACUUGAAGUUAAUCGGUCAUGGAUGGCAGUAGCGACAACAAAUGGAUUUGUGAGAAUCUAUAAUUUGAGCUCAAAAGAUGCUCAUCAGGAACAUAACUCAAAGUAUAUCGUCGAAAAUGUUCCGAAUUUCUAUAAGUUUCAUACGAUUAGAAUCAACCACACUGGAAAUAAAGUUGCAGUUACAUAUCUCGAGGAUGUUUCCACAGUAGCUGAACGCCUUCUUGUCUACGACGCUGAACUGGAUUCGGUUUCUUACUUUUCGUUUGACCGGGGAAUGACAGAUACUCAAGAAUAUGAAACACAGGCUGAACUUGCACAUACAAGUAGUGGAAGACCAGUGACAGCAGCUGCUCGGAAGAUGGCACGAGAGCAGUCUCGAUUCCAAAUGAUGAAUCAUCGAGCAGGCGCACUUGAAUGGGAUGAAAACGACGCACGAUAUUUGGUUGUGGAAUGCGUUAAUAUUGAGCCAGAAUCAACGGAUCAACGAGUUCUUACUUGUUUUGUAACAUCAGAGCAUGGUAUUCAACUUCAAGGAAUGCAACCAAAAAGUAUUCAUUGUGGAAAACUGGUGUCUGUUUCUGUUCCCAACUUUUAUUUCGUCCGAAAACCAGGAUGGGAUGAUGAGGACAAUAGAGAUGAAAGAACUAUCGGAAAAACGUUGGUUGCCAAAUGUCUUCGAGAGUUUUUGGGAAAUGAGAACUGUGAUGAGGGAACUCGAAAGGCUAUGAUGGAUUUUUCAUUCUACCUGACAAUCGGGAGUAUGGAUGCUGCAUUUAAAGCGAUUCAGUUCAUCAAGAGUGAGAGUGUUUGGGAUCACAUGGCCUCAAUGAGCAUCAAAACUAGGCGUCUCGAUGUAGCAAUGGUUUGUUUGGGUCAUAUGAAAAAUGUCAGAGGAGCACGAGCUGUCCGAAGAUCUAUACAAAAUGGAGAAAACGAUUCGAUGAAGUGUGCAGCGUUGGCGAUAGAGUUGAGCAUGUUGGAAGAAACAUUGAUCAUUUAUGCUCAAAAUGAGAGAUACGAUUUGAUGAACAAAAUGUAUCAAUCUCAAAAUAUGUGGUCACAUGCUUUUGAGAUCGCUGAAACUAAAGACAGAAUCCACCUACGGAAUACGCAUUACAACUAUGCAAAGUUUUUGGAAGCCAAAAAGGAUUCGACGAGUAUCGAAGCUGCUAUCGAAAAUUACGAGAAAGCCGGAGUUCAUGCAUUCGAAGUAUUCAGAAUGUUGAGAGACUAUCCCAAACAAAUUGAACAAUAUGUUAGACGAAAGAGAGAAGAAUCCCUGUACAGCUGGUGGGGAGCAUAUUUGGAAAGCGUCGGAGAGCUGGAAGGAGCAUUGAGCUUCUAUUCUUCUGCUAAAGAUUACUACUGUAUUGUUCGUGUCAAAAGUUUCCAAGGGAAAAUAGACGAAGCCGCUCGAUUGGCAGAAGAAUCAAAGGAUAAGGCUGCUUGCUACUUGAUUGGAAGAUUGUAUGAUAAUGAAGGAGAUGUGGUGAAUGCCGUCAAAUUCUACACGAAAGCAAGAGCCUUAUCAUCUGCUAUCCGUUUGGCAAAAGAGCAUGAUAUGAAGGAUAGACUUGCGAAUUUGUGUUUAAUGGCUGGUGGAGCAGAACUUGUCAAUGCUGCUAGAUACUAUGAGGAUCUUCCUGGAUAUGCUCAUAAAGCAGUCAUGUUGUAUCAUAAGGCUGGAAUGAUUGGAAGAGCAUUGGACUUGGCAUUCAGAACCGAGCAAUUCAGUGCUCUGGAUUUGAUUACAAAAGAUUUGGAUGCAGGAACCGAUCCGAAGAUUUUGAAACGUGCUGCAGAAUUCUUCGAAAAUAAUCAGAACUACGAGAAAGCUGUGAACUUUUUGUGUCUAGCUAAAGAAUUUGCUAGUGCUGUUCAACUUUGCAGAUCCCGAAACGUCCGAGUAACUGAUAAGUUUGCGGAGUUGAUGACUCCUUCAAAAGAUGACAUGCCAAAUGUAAAUGAGAGAAAACGAGUUUUGGAAACAGUUGCUGAGCUGUGUCUUCAACAAGGAGCUUACUCUGCAUCAGCAAAGAAGUUCACUCAAGCUGGUGAUAAACUUUCUGCCAUGCGAGCUCUACUGAAAUCUGGAGAUAUCCAGAAAAUUCGUUUCUUCGCAACCACUGCUCGAAACAAAGAAAUUUACAUUUUGGCUGCGAAUUUCCUCCAAACCACCGAUUGGCAAGAUAAUGCACAGACUAUAAAAGAUAUUGAAACAUUCUACACUAAGUCGCAGUCCUUCGAGCAUCUCGGAAACUUUUAUAAAUCUGUUGCAAUAAUUGAAGCAGAAAAUUUGAGAACGCUGGAUAAGGCGAUGGGAGCUCUUCAAAUGGCAGCAGUUUGUGUUCAAGAAGCGGAACAGAGGAACAUGUCUUCAGCAGGGAUCGAUGCAUUGAGAGAGGAUCUUAAGAAAUAUGUUGUACAGUUGAGAAAGUUGAUGAGCAUUUUAGACGUAAUGAAAAACGACACUGCCGAUGGAAUGCGCCAAUUGACAACUCUCGCAGAAGAAUCUCAGGAAGAUGACAUUGUUCCUUGUACUCGAAUCUUCGCUCUGAUUAUCGUCGAUCAUGCUACCAAGAAAAAUUGGAAACAAGCAUACAGAUCAAUCACCGCGCUACUCAAAAAAUGUCCGAAUAUUGAUAUUGAGAUAUUCGUCGAUUCAUCCACUCUGGAUAAGAUCUGUGAUGAGAUGAGAAUGGGAAGAGUGACAAAGAAGAAGAAGGAAGAAGUGGAAUCAGAUGGUGAAGAAGUGGAUUUCUCUCAUUCGUUGCGACGACAAAAUGUUAAUUGA
Messenger RNA from Caenorhabditis briggsae, 4311 nucleotides. RefSeq names its product Protein CBR-CHE-11 (gene Cbr-che-11). Gene Ontology annotation, molecular function: protein binding. The record is from RefSeq and is a predicted model, not a curated record. The coding region runs from base 1 to 4311 and encodes 1436 amino acids. Lineage: Eukaryota; Metazoa; Nematoda; Chromadorea; Rhabditida; Rhabditidae. The transcript is spliced from 19 exons. Gene Ontology annotation, biological process: intraciliary retrograde transport. Gene Ontology annotation, cellular component: ciliary basal body; intraciliary transport particle A; axoneme.